AAGAGGAGGAACAGGACGACCUUCACCAGCUUCCAGCUCGAGGAGAUGGAGAGGGUCUUUCAGAAGACGCAUUACCCGGAUGUCUACGCCAGAGAACAGUUGGCCCUGAGGUGCAGCUUGACGGAGGCACGGGUUCAGGUGAGUUGA
This is a messenger RNA of Lymnaea stagnalis (great pond snail), 147 nucleotides long. The record is from the annotation of a GenBank genome assembly. Lineage: Eukaryota; Metazoa; Mollusca; Gastropoda; Lymnaeidae.